Molecule: messenger RNA, 681 nt
Organism: Brassicogethes aeneus
Lineage: Eukaryota; Metazoa; Arthropoda; Insecta; Coleoptera; Nitidulidae
Source: the annotation of a GenBank genome assembly
AUGAGUCACAUUGCGUCGGCGCAUAAGUUAGGUUAUGUGUGUCAGAACUGUCAAAACCAAGAACUGUCAGUAUUUUGUAUAUUAAUUAAAUUUACAUUGAAUAAAAACAAAAUUAAACACACAAACAUGGAUCCUUUGGAUAUCCUAGAAAAACGUAUUACAGCUCUGGAACUGCAAGUAUUACCGAAAAAUGGCGAAAUUAAUAGCGCACAAGCUAUUACAGAACUAUUACUACAAACCCACAACAUGUUAACAUCGGCUUUGAGCUGCAGAGAGGCUAUAUCAUCCAUAUUACAACACUUAUCGACAAUUAACAACUACCUGGACCCAAACAACGGAGAAACAGAACUUGAAACUGAAGCUAAGCGACAAUAUCUACUCGAAUGCUACCCUGAGAUAAAAGAAACAGUGCAAGCUAUAGCCACAAUAGGAAGUCUAACCUCAUUCACUGACUCGGCAAAUAUCAAAAAAGUUACUGAACUGUCUCAAAAACUGGAAGAAUUAUCAGUCUCAAACCUUGGCAUCUACGAAGAGAGCAGAAAAUGCACAGAAAACGUUGUGAGAACCCUACAGGAGUACAAUGAUAUUACUUCCUCGAUUAAAAUGUUAUUCGCACAACUUGAUAGGGCUAUGACAGAUAUAGAGCUAUCAUUAAUACCAAAAAUGAAAUUAGAAGAAUAA